Molecule: messenger RNA, 888 nt
Organism: Aspergillus candidus
Lineage: Eukaryota; Fungi; Ascomycota; Eurotiomycetes; Eurotiales; Aspergillaceae
Product: SDR family NAD(P)-dependent oxidoreductase
Exons: 2
Coding region: 1-888 (295 amino acids)
Source: RefSeq, a predicted model, not a curated record
AUGUCUAACCUUCAGAUCCCCAAUCUCUUCUCCGUCCAAGGACUCGUCGCCGUCAUCACCGGCGGAGGAAGCGGUCUCGGCCGCACAGCUGCCCACGCCCUCACAGAGAACGGGGCUGCCAAAGUGUUCAUCCUUGGUCGACGCGCCGAAGCCCUGCACGAAACCGCCAAGCAGGCCCCCCAGACAAUCAUCCCCGUCCAAGCGGACAUCACAUCCAAAGAGUCGCUGACGGCAGCGUACGAGACCAUCUCCGCGCAGACCACCCACGUCGACCUCCUCUUCGCUAACAGCGGCACGAUCGGCCCGCGGGCGACCCCGCCCACGCCGCCGGCGACGCUCACCGACCUGCGCGAGCAGCUGUGGGCCAUCGAUCCGCAGGAGUUCACCCGCACGUUCGACAUCAACGUCACGGGCUCGUACUAUACCGUGCUGGCGUUCUUGCCGCUGCUCGAGGCGGCGAAUAAGCGGCGGCCGGCGCCUGUUAAAAACCGCGUGUCGGCGCCGACGGCGCAGGUGGUCAUUACGAGCUCGAUUGCCGGGUUUAUCCGGAAGGUGCCGUUUAGCGUGUCUUAUAAUCUGUCCAAGUCGACGGUGAACCAGUUGGUGAAGGUGUUGGCGACUACGCUGGCGCCGUUUGAUAUCCGGGUGAAUGGGAUCGCGCCGGGUUUGUAUCGGUCGGAUAUGUCAGCGGGGAAUUUCCCCGAGGAUGAUAAGGGGGUGUCGGAUGGGUCGUUUAGUCGGGAGAUGAUCCCGUUGACUAGGGCUGGUGGGGAGGAGGACUUCGCGUCGUUGAUUCUGUGGUUGGCGGGUCCGUCCGGGGCAUACUUGAAUGGGAACAUCACGGUGACGGAUGGGGGACGGAUGGCUAUGCAGCCGAAUACUUAUUAG